Messenger RNA from Symbiodinium sp. CCMP2592, 2415 nucleotides. The record is from the annotation of a GenBank genome assembly. Lineage: Eukaryota; Dinophyceae; Suessiales; Symbiodiniaceae.
AUGCCCACGGCAGCCUCCACAGCCUCCACGGAGGCAGCGGUCCCCACGGCAGCUCCAGCCAAGGCCCCUCCGGCCAAGGUCCGGCCAUUGGUGCCAGCCAACCAGGUCACGGCCCUCACCAUGGCCUGCGGGUGGUACGUCCCACCCACUGCUGUUGUCCAGAACCCUGGUGCACAGCAUGCCACGGCGAGGUUCACCAACCAGCGGCCCAACUUCAACUAUCCAGAGCCCACCCACUGGAUCUGGGUGGAGUGCACCAGGUGCCAGGCGGCCAUGGUGUCACUCCAUCACAUCCACCAGGCCAGAUCCUGCAUCCGCUGCGGCCACUCUUGGUUCGAGUCCAUUUUUGGUGGGCUGUGGAUCUAUGAGCCACGGCAGGACCAGGGCCACUUCGACCAGGACGACCACGAGGACCAGGGCCAGGUGAACCAGGAGGGCCAGGAUUGGUGGGCUGCAGAAGACGAGGGCCAAACGGACCACGAGAGCGACCAUGAUAACGAGGCCUUUCCGUCUCCAAAUUGGCCAGACUGGGCAGUCAUGGAUUUUCUGAAUGCCCUGCAGGAGCCCGAGAACCUCGACGAGCCCCAGAACCAGCAGCCCAUGGAGCAGCCCACGGAGGAGCCCACGGAGGAGGCCACGGAGGAGCCCACGGACGAGCCCACGGAGUCCCAAGACCAUGCAGGAGAGGUCCACGGCCAAGGCACGGACCCAAGUCUUCGCAUGGCCGACACCACCAGAUUGGGUGAACCUACAGGCUGCUGCCCAACAAGCAGCGGUGGUGGGCCGAAUGGGACCAGUGCUGGGACAGUUUGGGCCGACAGCACCACUGGUGCCUCCAACAGCACCCUUGGUGCCUCCAACAGCACCAUUGCUGGCUCCGACAGCACCAUUGGUGCCUCCGACAGCACCAUUCCUGACUCCUCCAAGAGCAGCAUGGCUGCCUUCAGUUGGACCAAUGGUGCCCCCAGUGGCACCAUGCUUGCCUUCAGCAGCACCACUGCUGCAACCGAUGAUACAGCCAAGAAGAUUGGAGAGGGGAAGGUCCAAUGGUUCAUUGACCAUUGGACCCAGGGCGACUAUGCUCGCUGCCACAGACUCUACCAGUGGUUCAGCACGGAGUCCCAGAUGGCCCAGUACUUGGCUGAGCAUGCUAUGGUGGUGGAGGAGCACGGGAGCCUGGUCGUCACUACCAUGGCGACCACAUUCGUGGAAAGGAUCCGUGCGGCCAAGAAUUGGACAUCGGCAGGCAUCAUCCAAUUGAUCGGUGAAGUCCAAAGCAUGGAGCUGCCAGAUGCCAUAAAGGAGAGCAUCCAGGAGGCCGUUGAGACAUGCCAGACCAACGAAGCCUCCCACAUCAAGCUCUCCAGUUGCGGCCAGAAGAUAGCCCAUGUGCCAGCAUACUUGACCACGGCGGAUUGGCAGGCUCUCGAAUCUGCCGUAUCCAAGGAUGACCAGAUGUCUGUCAUGGCCAAAAGGCUCCGAGCAAUGGGCCUUACCUCCCUGAAGGAGAACACGGUGCACCAGGUGCUCGCCACCCUGCUCUACGUCAACCACAGCCGAGGCCAACCACAGAUGCAGCCGAGUGCCAUACAUUCCAUGGUAGACGACUUCCAGGCCAUAUUCCACGGCACGGCCAAGAUUGAGGCUGUGCCCAAACUGGCCACUUACUCGGAGGAUCCUCUCCAGAAUGGCGAGGCCUGGCUGAGCCAAGCAUACACGAAUGGCUGCAGUCCAGCCAAUAAAAAGCUUCCUCUGCAUGCUUGGUACAGGAAGGUGCCCAUGAGGAAGAACCAUCAUUUGCUGGUUGGCUAUCAUGUGCCGGCGGAGUCCAACAAGGCACAUGGAAGCCAUGACCAUCUGGCCAAAGCUGCCCAAAUGCUCUCCCAAUUGGCAGAACGGUGGGCUUCACCACCUGCAGAGCCAGAGAUUAAACUCUUGCAGCCUCGCCAGGACCGGCUGGCUCUGCAGAACCUGCCAACACCGCAGCAGCAACCAUCGCAGCUUGCACUUCUGCCGGUGCAGAACGAGCAGAACCAAGCGGCGGGCAGCCAAGCAGCAGUGCCGCCGGAUCCCAUGCUCGCCACAGCCGAGCCAGACAUGUGUACGGAGAAGCCCUGCAAUUCCAAGCCAAAGACUUUGCAGGAGUUUGAGGACCAGCACUUCGAGGAACUCAGGAAGAGGAAGCUUGAGGCCAAAGAGAAGGCCGCAAAGGCGAACCAAGCGAAGCCAGUGGCCAAGAACCAGGACCACCUGCCGCCGCACAAGCGGGAUCCACCGAUUUUCGGGUGCCCCAAAUGCCGAGGGAAUCCAAGCGGUUGUGGGCAGUGCCUGAGCCCAACGUACACAGGCCUGCGGCUCCCAGGCCGAGAAGCCUAUCGGGCCCAUAUGGCCCGAAAGGCCAGGAUGGCCAAGUGA